Dictyostelium discoideum AX4 is the source of this 267-nucleotide messenger RNA. RefSeq lists its product as hypothetical. The record is from RefSeq and is a predicted model, not a curated record. Bases 1 to 267 code for a protein of 88 amino acids. The transcript has a single exon. Lineage: Eukaryota; Evosea; Eumycetozoa; Dictyosteliales; Dictyosteliaceae.
AUGAAAUGUCUCAAAAAGGUUACAAGAAUUUUUCAAUUGAUUCAAUUAAUCGAGUAUAUAAAUGUGGCAUUGGAGUUCAAUUUCAUUAACUCUGGUAAUGAAGCAACAAUUCAAAAAUUCACAUCACAACAAUCAUUAAUUUCAAAAUUUAAACUUUGUUGGUUGGUUUUCAAAGGAAUUAGUUUUACUCUUGAUCCAUCUAUUGGUUAUUUAUUUAAUAAUUUUUCAAAGAUGGAUGAUAUAUAUGGUAUUGAUUUAUAUGUAUAA